Molecule: messenger RNA, 2481 nt
Organism: Cylicocyclus nassatus
Lineage: Eukaryota; Metazoa; Nematoda; Chromadorea; Rhabditida; Strongylidae
Source: the annotation of a GenBank genome assembly
GAUUGCUGCUCAAAUAAUAAAAAGUUGUCUCAAGGUGAGAACACAUCAUAUAUGAGCGGAAAGGCUUCGAGCAGUGGAGCAGAUGCAAUUGGUCGUCAGAAGAGGAAAAGAGUUGGUUUUGCAGAGGCUCCCAGUUCAAUGAAGAGCCCAUGCACUAAAGCAGCUCGUGGAGGUCAUUUCAAUGUUUUUCUCGUAGGAUACAGUGAGAAAGAGAAGUUCGACAUUGUCCGAAGCUGCCCUGAUGAAAUCGAUGUGAAAGAUAUCAUGUCGACAUCUAUCACUCACAUUGUUGCCAGACCUCCAACGAAGAAAGACAAAGCAUUUCCGUACUCAGUGAUGUACUACGCCGUCGUUUCAGGAGCUUGGCUGCUUCGACCGAGUUGGCUAACACGUUCCAAGGAUAGUGUUGUACCUGAAGCAGAACACGAGUAUAAACACAAUCAGGUUGAUCUGCAAACACCAGCGUUAUCAAGAUUCAGAGACAUAUUGAAAUUGUACGGAUCAUACCAGAGAAUGCGAGAAGAGGAAGAGUGCAGAUUCUUUUGCGACAGUGUAUUCCGCCGCGUGUAUAUCCUCGCAAACCGUACUAGUGAGGGUAGAUUGAAGAAAGCAACGCUGAAGAGUAUCAUCAAAGCCGGUGGAGGUUCUCUAGCUGCAGAUGAUUCGUGGAGGACUAUUAGGGAACGUCCUUCGAAAGCGAACGAUCUAGUUUCGCUCGUGAUUGUCGAGAAUGGUGAUGACCUGAGCGUUCAUGAUAUCAACAUCAGUUUUGUAAAGCAGUUACUCUUGAGAGGAAUUCCAGUAUUGUAUGAGGAGAUUCUUUCUCAAUUGCUGAAUAAUCAGGUGGUACCCAAUCUUGAAGUGAUGAUGACCCACGCGGUGUACUACUGGUGCAAUGAACAUCGCGAAAAAUUGACUCUGUCCGAUGCCGAACUCGCAUUUCUACAGAAGCUUCAACACGCAGGCGGGGACGUAUCGAUGUUGCAGAAAGAAGCUUCGUCCAUGGAUGUGAGUGAGAAACCAACUGUGUACAGUUCUGGCGAUGUAGAAGAGAAAAGGCAUCGGUCUCAACCGGUUGAUGAUAUUUUGGAUGACAUAGAGAACGAAAUUCGGGAAAAUCAGCUAAAGCCUAGGGGAAAUGUUGUGUGUUCACCAAUCGCUGAGGAAGAGGUACAGCAGCAUUCACUCGUUGUUGACGAUGUCGCAAAUGAGUCGAAGGUGGUGCAAGAUGACUGUGGUCUUUUCGAAAUUUAUGACUUUGAUUCUGAACAGAAGCCCGAUAUUACCGUAUCGAACGAGAAACAUUCUUGGUGCGAUAGCGUAUCGACAUUGAGCCACCUGGUUCCUAAAGCAUUAGCUAAAAGCGGAGUGGAAUCUGGCUCGUUUUCUGACAGUUUGCGGCAGUUCUUCGACGCGAUCAUGGUUGAGAUGAAGAACAACGUCCCAUCCUCGUUUAUUCACGACUUCAUUUGUCAUGAAGUAGUCACAUCUUUGCGCAAUUCAUUGCAUCCACCACUUUUGCCUACUCCAAACAUCUUAUCGAGGCUUCUUCAUGAUAUCGCAAAGCCAGAGUUUGGUCAGAGUUUUGACGCUGCAAGCGCUGCGUAUCGCUUGCUGAUGUUCUUCCUUUAUCAGUUCCCUGCAUGCAACGAAGAAGGGCGUUUUUAUUGGUUGCAGGUGCUCACAGAUGCUCCUUCUAAUGAUGAUUCAUCUGGUACUCGCCGAGGAUCUCUUCUAGAAUGGAACAAUCUUCUAUCCAGAACAGCUGGAUUGAGGAAGAUGAUCUUAGACACAUUCACCUGCGGCGGAUCCAACCACACCUUGAUGGAAUUUGCUGUUUCUGUGCUUGAAAUAGAUCUGUUCAAUAUGGAGGGUUGUGAUGGGCUCAACACUAGCCAGGAGAUUUCGGAAGAAGAGGAUAACUGUAAUAGGACGACUCAUUCCACUAACGACGAUACACUAGAGCAUCUGCAAAACUCGUCUGUUCUAAAUGGUGUUCCCCUAUCCUGCCUUGUUUUCUACGACCUACAUGAAAGGCGAAAGCGAGGUUUGGACAAAACUGCGAUGGAAACAUGCUUUGCCAUUGUGGACAACGCCGUGUCGACAAAAUCCGUUCUGUGUGCAAACCUGUGCUGGAGACUCUUGGCAGUCUGCCUAGAAGGACUGCGUUUCUUUUUGGCUAAUACCAUGAAGCUUUUCCGAGGCGAGGAAAUUUCAGUCGACUUACAAUUGGACAUAGAACGACUAGGGCGCUAUCUUAUUAAGAAAGGCCUAAACAAAGAUGAAAUCGACCGAUUCCUUCCGAUGAGCUGGGUCUCCGACAUUAUCCAUGCAGUGGCAUAAUUUUGCUUCCUAUCUGAUUGCAUGCAUAGGCAAUCUCGAGCGGAACUUUUUCUAACCUGUUUCACAAAUAUUUUAACAGUGUCUCACUCUUACCUCCUGCAGUUUACAAUAUCUCACGCUUUGCAAUAUUUCCGGUGC